AUUCAAAAUACACAAAAAUGGCUGGAAAAUCAGGAAAAGGAAUCGGAAAAGUAAGUGCAAAGAGACACGCAAGAAAACCAAACAAAGCUUCAAUUGAAGGAAUCACAAAACCUGCUAUCAGAAGAUUAGCUAGAAGAGGAGGAGUCAAGAGAAUUUCAUCAUUCCUUUAUGAUGACUCAAGAAAUGUUUUAAAGAGCUUCUUAGAGAAUGUUGUUAGAGAUGCUAUCACAUACACUGAACAUGCUAGAAGAAAGACCGUCACUGUUAUGGAUGUUGUUUACUCAUUAAAGAGAUAAGGAAGAACACUCUAUGGAUUCGGUGCAUGAGUUUUAUUUUCAUUCAGAAUUAAUUAAUUCUAUUCUUA
Molecule: messenger RNA, 364 nt
Organism: Paramecium sonneborni
Lineage: Eukaryota; Ciliophora; Oligohymenophorea; Peniculida; Parameciidae
Source: the annotation of a GenBank genome assembly